Messenger RNA from Panthera uncia (snow leopard), 5214 nucleotides. RefSeq names its product unc-5 netrin receptor B (gene UNC5B). The record is from RefSeq and is a predicted model, not a curated record. The transcript has 17 exons. Gene Ontology annotation, biological process: netrin-activated signaling pathway; anterior/posterior axon guidance. Gene Ontology annotation, cellular component: membrane. Gene Ontology annotation, molecular function: protein binding; netrin receptor activity. Lineage: Eukaryota; Metazoa; Chordata; Mammalia; Carnivora; Felidae. The coding region runs from base 471 to 3308 and encodes 945 amino acids.
ACUAGGGCGAGCGAGCGGCGGCGCUCGGCAUUGUGGCAGGCGGCAGAGGCCGGCGAGGGCGCCGGAGCCGCGGGUAGCGGCGGGGCGCAGAGAGGCGCGCGCGGGGGUUCGGACGGCGCGGCGCGGGCUGCUGCGAGUGUCGCUGAGUGCACUCACCUUCUGUCUCGCAACUUCGAAGCCAGGGCGUGGGAGCGCGGGGAGCGCUCGGAGCCCCAGAGCCUGAGGAGCGCAGAGAGGGGCGCGCCGGAGCCUGGAGGGAGAGCGGGCGCCGGGCACCCACUGCGCUCCGAGCGCCCGGCAGCCCUCUGCGCAGCGUGGCUGCCGCUGCCCCCACGGAGGGCACGGGCUGGCGCGGCCGGGCGCCGGGGAGGACGGCGAGGAGGAGGCGGCGGCGGCGGAGACGGCGGCGGCGAGGCUGGGGCCAGGGAGAGAGCCCCGGGGGAGAGGCGCCCGAGCCUGGCCGCGGGAGCAUGUGGGCCCGGAGCGGAGCGCGGGGCGCGCUGCUGCUGGCGCUGCUGCUCUGCUGGGACCCGAGGCUGAGCCAAGCAGGCACUGAUUCCGGCAGCGAGGUGCUCCCCGACUCCUUCCCCUCGGCGCCGGCUGAGCCCCUGCCCCACUUCCUGCAGGAGCCACAGGAUGCCUACAUCGUGAAGAACAAGCCCGUGGAGCUGCGCUGCCGCGCCUUCCCCGCCACGCAGAUCUACUUCAAGUGUAACGGCGAGUGGGUCAGCCAGAAUGACCACGUCACGCAGGAGGGCCUGGAUGAGGCCACGGGCCUGCGGGUACGAGAGGUACAGAUCGAGGUGUCGCGGCAGCAGGUGGAGGAGCUGUUCGGGCUGGAGGAUUACUGGUGCCAGUGCGUGGCCUGGAGCUCCGCGGGCACCACCAAGAGUCGCCGGGCCUACGUCCGCAUCGCAUACCUGCGCAAGAACUUCGAUCAGGAGCCUCUGGGCAAGGAGGUGCCCCUGGACCAGGAGGUUCUCCUACAGUGCCGCCCACCAGAGGGCGUGCCUGUGGCUGAGGUAGAAUGGCUCAAGAAUGAGGACAUCAUCGACCCCACCCAGGACACCAACUUCCUGCUCACCAUCGACCACAACCUCAUCAUCCGCCAAGCCCGCCUGGCAGAUACGGCCAACUACACCUGUGUGGCCAAGAACAUCGUGGCCAAGCGUCGCAGCACCACUGCCACGGUCAUUGUCUUCGUGAACGGUGGCUGGUCCAGCUGGGCAGAGUGGUCGCCCUGCUCCAACCGCUGCGGCCGUGGCUGGCAGAAACGUACACGGACCUGCACCAACCCGGCCCCGCUCAACGGAGGCGCCUUCUGCGAGGGCCAGGCCUUCCAAAAGACCGCCUGCACCACCGUGUGCCCAGUGGACGGAGCGUGGACGGAGUGGAGCAAGUGGUCAGCCUGCAGCACUGAGUGUGCCCACUGGCGCAGCCGCGAGUGCAUGGCGCCCCCGCCCCAGAACGGAGGCCGAGACUGCAGCGGGACCCUGCUCGACUCCAAGAACUGCACCGACGGGCUGUGCAUACAGAAUAAGAAAACUCUAAGUGACCCCAAAAGCCACCUGCUGGAGACCUCAGGGGACGUGGCGCUGUACGCGGGCCUCGUGGUGUCCAUCUUCGUCGUCGUGGGCGUCAUCAUGGUGGUGGGGGUGGUGGUUUACCGCCGCAACUGCCGGGACUUUGACACGGACAUCACCGACUCGUCGGCCGCCCUCACUGGCGGCUUCCACCCCGUCAACUUCAAGACUGCGAGGCCCAACAAUCCACAGCUCCUGCACCCAUCCGUGCCUCCGGACCUCACGGCCAGUGCCGGCAUCUACCGCGGGCCCGUGUAUGCCCUGCAGGACUCCGCCGACAAGAUCCCCAUGACCAACUCACCCCUGCUGGACCCCCUGCCCAGUCUCAAGAUCAAGGUCUACAACUCCGGCACCACCGGCUCGGGGCCAGGCCUGCCAGAUGGGGCUGACCUGCUGGGGGUCCUGCCGCCCGGCACGUAUUCCGGCGACUACACCCAGGAUGCCCACUUACUGCACCUGCGCAGUGCCAGCCUCGGCUCCCAGCAGCUCCUGGGCCUGCCCCGCGACCCGGGGAGCAGCGUCAGCGGCACUUUUGGCUGCCUGGGUGGGAGGCUCAGCAUCCCGGGCACAGGGGUCAGCCUGCUGGUACCCAAUGGAGCCAUCCCCCAGGGCAAGUUCUACGAGAUGUACCUCCUUAUCAACAAGGCAGAAAACACCCUCCCGCUUUCAGAAGGGACCCAGACGGUAUUGAGCCCCUCAGUGACCUGUGGGCCCACGGGCCUCCUGCUGUGCCGCCCCGUCAUCCUCACGGUACCCCACUGUGCUGAAGUCCGUGCCGGCGACUGGAUCUUCCAGCUCAAGACCCAGGCCCACCAGGGCCACUGGGAGGAGGUGGUGACCCUGGAUGAGGAAACCCUGAACACGCCCUGCUACUGCCAGCUGGAGGCCAGGUCCUGCCACAUCCUGUUGGACCAGCUGGGCACCUACGUGUUCACGGGUGAGUCCUACUCCCGCUCGGCAGUCAAGCGUCUCCAGCUGGCCAUCUUCGCCCCUGCCCUCUGCACCUCCCUGGAGUACAGCCUCAGGGUCUACUGCCUAGAGGACACGCCCGUAGCGCUGAAGGAGGUGCUGGAACUGGAGCGGACCCUGGGUGGCUACCUAGUGGAAGAGCCAAAACCCCUGCUGUUUAAAGACAGUUACCACAAUCUGCGCCUGUCUCUGCACGACAUCCCCCAUGCCCACUGGAGAAGCAAGCUGCUGGCCAAGUACCAGGAGAUCCCCUUCUAUCACAUUUGGAGUGGCAACCAGAAGGCCCUGCACUGCACCUUCACCCUGGAGAGGCACAGCCUGGCCUCCACAGAGCUCUCCUGCAAGAUCUGUGUGCGGCAGGUGGAAGGAGAGGGCCAGAUCUGCCAGCUGCACACCACGCUGGCAGAGACACCUGCUGGCUCCCUGGACGCCUUCUGCUCUGCCCCUGGCAGCACGGUCACCACCCAGCUGGGACCCUACGCCUUCAAGAUUCCACUGUCCAUCCGCCAGAAGAUAUGCAACAGCCUGGAUGCCCCCAACUCGCGGGGCAAUGACUGGCGGCUAUUGGCGCAGAAGCUCUCCAUGGACCGGUACCUGAACUACUUUGCCACCAAAGCGAGCCCCACGGGUGUAAUCCUGGACCUCUGGGAAGCUCUGCAGCAGGAUGACGGGGACCUCAACAGCCUGGCGAGUGCCUUGGAGGAGAUGGGCAAGAGUGAGAUGCUGGUGGCCAUGGCCACUGACGGGGACUGCUGAGCCGCCCCGGACCGUGGACUGGGAGGGCUGGCAGGAGGCGGGCACAGAGGAGGCAGCCUCGUGUGAGGCAGUGCGGCCCCUGCUGCCCCCCAGCUCACAGCCAGAGGCGCCCCCUCCUCCUCCUCCCCUUGCCCCAUUCCCAGACCACAACCAGCCUUAGCAAAUCCAUGUACUCUGUUGUCAGGAAGACCCAGUGUUCCUUCUCCACCCCUUGCUGUCCCCCCUGCCCUUGGAUCUCCGUGGAGGAACUGCGACGAGGCCUCUGGAGGCAGCGAGGGGAGCCAGGAGGUGGCCCUCCCUCCCUCCUCCCACCCCCACCAGCCACCUCCGCCCCAGGAGCUCUGGGUGACGUUUGUCUUAGAUGCGUUCUUCGGUUUCUUCCUCAGUUACUGGUUUCUCCCUCCCACCUAAGUCCUCUUCUCCUUUCACACCGUUUUCCUCUUUGAAGAGUCAAGUACAAUUCAGACGAACUGCUUUCUGUCGUCCAAAGCAAAAAGGAAAAGGAAAGGAAGAAAGAAAGAUUCAGACCCCUAGUCAGGCUCAAAGAAGAAAAAAGAGAAACACCAAAACCACAAGGGAAAAGAAAAACCCAGUUUCUUAGGAAACGCAAAUGAUUUAUUAUCCAGAUAUUUGGAUAAGUCCUUUUUAAGAAAAAAAAAAAAAAAAAGAAAAUGAAAAACAACACAAAAAAAUAGAAAACUCUUUUCUUGAGUGUGGAUGAGUGUGGGCUUGCUCAUGGUUCUGGCCAGGAGUGAGCGUGUGUGCGUGUGUGGGUGUGUGUGGGUGUGUGUGUGAGAGAGAGAGAGAGAGAGAUUGUCAGGGAGAGAGAGACAGAACAGGGAACAUCUUGCUGCUAAUGAUUCUGUCUUAGGCUAAAUUCCUACAAGGCCUCAGUUUCCCCAGGUGUACAGGGUCGAACGGGGUUUUAGCCAUGGUACCAUGUUUCCCUCUAAAAUUCUGAGCAGAUGCUGAAUCUUUAAAGGCAAGGAGCCCUGAGAUCUGGAGUGGGCUGGGGUCCUCCCUCCCACAUCCCCAGGCAGAUGCCCCACAGGCUCCCUGGGCUGGCUCCUGGAGAAUCCAGAUUAAGAGGCCCAGGGAUGGAAACUGGGCAGACCAGGCCAGCUGUGAGCCAGGGACAAUGUUUCCAGUGCCCCGGUCUGGUGGCUCCUGGAAAAGGGGGUGGGGCCCAGAAGUGGGGCUCUAGCAGAGAAAGAAGUGGGCGGGGAGAGUCUCCCAUGGGCACUUCUCUCCUUCACCCCAGGGUGGGAGCAGCCAGGUCACCCCUCUACCUAGCAGCCCCCAGACCAGGUGGGCUGGCGCAAAUUGACAUUCCGCUAAUGCCCAGGAAUCCGGGAACUGGUCUCCCCCAGCCUCAGUUUCUCCAUCUAUAAAGCAGGAGGGCUGGAUAAGCGGGCCUCUGACUGCAGAAGCCUGAGCUUCUGGGCCUCAGCGUGGCUUUACGGAAUGUGUGAGCAGUCAGCCCUGCGGGCUGGGAGGCUGGGAGGUGGGCAGGCUGGCUGUGCUCUACGCCCCAGUGCAGGAGGACCUGGGGAGGGCUGUUUUCCCAGCUCUGACCUCUAUCGGCAGCUCCCUUAGCCCUGUUCUCACCCUCCCACUGCAGUCUGGGAGGUCUGAACAGGCGGGGCUGCCAGAGUGGAGGGGGCUGGUACCUCCUCACCAGCCUGCUCCGGGAUGCUCCAAGGGCCCAACAGGAUCCCUUGUUGGCUGGCUGAUCAUGGCCGGGACCAGGCUCUUACGGCUGGCACAGAGGCCUCCUCGCAGGCCUCUCCCUGGCACCCGGGGCAAAGCAAGAAGUUCUGGGCACUGACCCCAGGGCUUGCCCCAGCUGGUCCAUAACCAGCCUGGGCACAUCCUGGCCCUUGAAAGUCUGGGAGGAGGGAGGAGA